Equus quagga is the source of this 1134-nucleotide messenger RNA. Its product is annotated as T-cell surface glycoprotein CD1a-like. The transcript has 6 exons. Gene Ontology annotation, cellular component: external side of plasma membrane. Bases 89 to 1111 code for a protein of 340 amino acids. Gene Ontology annotation, biological process: antigen processing and presentation, endogenous lipid antigen via MHC class Ib; antigen processing and presentation, exogenous lipid antigen via MHC class Ib; positive regulation of T cell mediated cytotoxicity. NCBI's taxonomy places the organism in Eukaryota, Metazoa, Chordata, Mammalia, Perissodactyla, Equidae. The record is from RefSeq and is a predicted model, not a curated record. Gene Ontology annotation, molecular function: exogenous lipid antigen binding; lipopeptide binding; endogenous lipid antigen binding.
AUAAUAGAAGUAUUGUGGGGUAGGUUUGUUUAGAACAGAAAUUAAAGACCAAAUUUUCUGAGAGAAGGAAAGAACACCUGCAAAUGAAAUGCUGUUCCUGCAACUUCCGUUGCUAGCAGUUCUCCUCCCAGGUGUUGACAAUAAAGAUGAUUUCCAUGAGCCAGUAUCCUUCCGAAUCAUCCAGAUCUCAUCCUUUUACAACCAUUCUUGGAUACAAAAUCUGGGCUCAGGCUGGUUGGGCGAGUUGCAGACUCAUGGGUGGGAGAGCAACUCUGGCAAUAUCAUUUUCCUGUGGCCCUGGUCCAAGGGUAACUUCAGCAAUAAGGAUUUGAUGGAACUGGGAAAGUUAUUUCAUAUGUUCUCCAUUGGAUUUCUUCAGGCAUUUUGCAACCAUGCCAGUCAAUGGCGUUUUGAAUAUCCCUUUGAAUUACAGGUGGUAGGAGGUUGUGAUCUGCACUUUGGGAAAGGUUCAGUAGGCUACAUGCGGGUUGCUUAUCAAGGAUCAGAUUUCCUGAGCUUCCAGAGCAAUUCAUGGUUGCCAUCUCCGAAUGGUGGAAGUAAGGCUCAGCAUGUCUGCCGACUAUUCAAUUCAGACCAAAUAACCCUGGAAAUAAUACACAGGAUCCUCAGUGACACCUGUCAACGUUUCCUCUUGGGACUUCUUGAUGCAGGGAAGUCAUAUCUCCAGCGACAAGUAAAGCCAGAGGCCUGGCUGUCCACUGGCCGCAGUCCUGGUCCUGGGCAUCUGAUGCUGAUUUGUCACACUUCUGGCUUCCACCCAAAGUCUAUUUGGGUGAUGUGGAUGAGGGGUGAGCAGGAGCAUCCGGGCACUCAGCGAAGUGACAUCUUGCCCAAUGCUGAUGGGACAUGGUAUCUUCGGGCGUCCUUAGAUGUGCAAGCCACUGAGACAUCUGACCUGUCUUGCCGGGUGAGACACAGCAGUCUAGAAGGCCAGGACAUCAUCCUCUACUGGGAACAUCACAGCUCCAUGGGCUUUAUCUUCUUGUUCUUCUUGAUAUUGCCCCUGGUGCUUCUGACAGGUCUGGCCUUUUGGCUUAGGAAACGUGGGACGCACUGUGAAUUUCCAAGGACAUGUCUCCCUUUGGAAUGAGAUCCCAGCAUUGCAGGGGCUCA